GAAAGCGAUCAGCUCAGAGAGACUUCGAGCUCCCUCGCCCCUGCAGUGCCCAGCUUGGAAGGCGCCGCCAUGCCCCAGCAGUCCGAAGCAACACUUUUCUGGGACCUCACCGAAGUCCCUGCCGGCUGGCCCCUGGCCACCGUCAUCGACGCCUUCGGCGAGUUGGCUUGUUACAAUGCAAACGCAGACCUAGCUGUUCAGCUGGUGAGCUGGCGGCUGGUGGAGCUCUGGGCCUCGCAGCCUGCAGAGGGCCAGGCCUGGGUCCAGCAGUGCCGGGAGCGCUUUGCGACGGAGCUCGCGGGCAAGGAGACGAGGCAGGAGCAGCUCUUCGAGGCGCUGCUCCGGCACGGGGCGGCCGAGCACGGCAAGUACGGCGGCGGCGGCUGGUGGUGCUUCUCCGAGGCGGGGCUCCUGCGAGGAGAGCCGCUUGGCUCAGCGGCGGAGCGGGAGAAGGAGUCGGCUUGGUACCUGCAGCAAUUGGAUGCCCCCGAUCGCUGCUGGGAGCUCGCGGAGCGGCUCGCGGAGGCGGAGAGCCAGGAGACGGCGCGGAAGCGGCAGAAGCUCGAGGAGGAGACCUCGGAGCGCCGGCGCCUCGAAGCGGAGCUCCACAAAUCGCAGGAGGAGAGCCGAGAGCUGCGCAAUCGCCUGGCUGUGGCGGAGGCGGAGGUGUCCGUCAAGGCUGCGGAGCUGCAAGCUGCUCAAAGCGAGAGUGAAGAGCUUGCUCACCGUGCGGCAGCCGCGGAGUCAGCUGCGGCGGAGAUGCAGAAGGAGCUUUGGCGUGAGCGUUGCCAGAAUCUGGCGAAUCGUUUGGAAGCAGCAGAGAUUGAGCAUGCCAAGAUGUCGGAGCUUUUGACUCGCGAUGCCGCUGAAAAGCAGCUAGGGGUGCAGCGGCCGCAAGAAGAGAGCUGCAGCUACCAGGACCGCUGCCUCCCGGUUUCGGCACCAGAGGGGAGCCGGGCUGAGCUGCAGCUCGAGAAGGCCGUUUUGCAGGAGAGGUGUGAUCAGCUCAGGCAGCAGCUUGCCAAAGCAGAGGCGAAGGUGGAUCUCCUGCAAGGUCUGCGGGAAGAGAUCGGCAUGUACAAGGAGCGCCUUCGUGGGCAGGCCGUCGAGGCCAAGAAGAGCCAUCGCUUGGACGGUGGCACUUCCGGUCAUCUCACCCAGAAACUUCGCACCCCAGCUCCCAGCCACGCAGCCUUAGAUGAGGAGGAGUCGGAUCUUGCCGAGCAGUUGGGGUACAGCCUUGUCGAUGAGGAUGGAGCCUCCGUCCUGAGUGGGUCCUCCGGCUACUCGGUUCAGCAGAACUGCUUCAUGCUGGAUGCGAUCUUCAAGAGCCGCAUGGACUUCUUCUGCGAGGGGAGGGACCUGCAGAAAGGCUCGCAGGUGGUGGCUGGCGAUGGUAAGACCGCUUUGGAAGUGGUCGAGAUUUCGAAGGAAUCGCAGGCCACAGAAGUGGUCGACUUGCAGGCGGGCAGUGCAACACUGCGAGUGACCCCGGACCAUCCCGUGCAGGUCCCCGAUGAAAGUGGCAAGGCAGGACACCAUCUGUACAUGCCGGCGGGCAAGCUGAAGGCGGGCGACUUGGUGAUGCUCGAUUCGGGGGAGCCGGUUCCACUAAUCAUGGCAGAGGCCCGGCCCUUUGAGAGCAAGUUGCUGAAGAUCGUUUUCAAUCCGGACGUGCCGGUAGCUGUCUUCAGCAGCCCAUCCUGCAUCCUCAGCAAGGGCCACAAGAAGAAGCCACAGGCUGGGCGCCGUGGUGGCAUGUGCCAGAGAGUCAAGGAGGCUCCCGAUCCGAUGGACGGAGCUUCGAUUCCGGACACGGCGGCCGGGGAGUACAUGGACUGA
Symbiodinium necroappetens is the source of this 1842-nucleotide messenger RNA. Lineage: Eukaryota; Dinophyceae; Suessiales; Symbiodiniaceae. The record is from the annotation of a GenBank genome assembly.